AUGUCGAGCAAGAAUAACUACUAUAUUGCCUCCUUCUCACCGGUGAAGGACGUUUAUAAGUCCGUUUCGACCAGCUCGAACUAUUCUUCUUCGUCGUCGCUAGUGUCCACAGCGAGUUCGGCCCGACCACAGUCGCAACAAUCGCAGCAACAUAUUAGCAAGACCACGCACGUCAAGAAUUCUGCUUCGUUCAGCAGCUGCUCCCUGCUGACGAAGGUGGCCAAAAAAUCCGGUCUUUCCGGUUCACUGACUGCUAACUCGCUGCUGAAGUUCUCUACUUCCAGCUCCGCCAACAGUUUGCAGCAGCUAAAGCAGCAACAGCAAGCCAAUGGUAUCACUAUUUCCAGCAACAUUACGGAAGCUUUAGCAAUGGCCGGUCAGAAUCCAAAUCCUUGCUUGUCAGCAUCGUCAUCCGGACAGCUCCGAACGCCACCGUCUGCUUCCUCGACGACGUCGUUAGCCUCUUCGACGACAUCCACCGUGACGGCAGCUGCUGCAGCUCCUGCAACAUCUUCCACCACUGCUGCUGCUGCUCUCUCGUUGUCGCAGUUCAGCAAGAACAACAUUGUUGAUUAUUAUGUUUAA
Molecule: messenger RNA, 585 nt
Organism: Wyeomyia smithii (pitcher-plant mosquito)
Lineage: Eukaryota; Metazoa; Arthropoda; Insecta; Diptera; Culicidae
Exons: 2
Coding region: 1-585 (194 amino acids)
Source: RefSeq, a predicted model, not a curated record